AUGGGCGCGAGUGUCCUUGAUCUAGGCACGAGUGCAAAAGAAUCAACCAACAGGGAGCACCCACGACUUAUCACACAAGAGAUUAAUAUCGACUGGAAAUGUACUUCAGAGACUACAUCCUUAGACGCAAAUCAAGUCACAACUCUCUCGCAAUUUCUGGCUCGACGAUAUCCUUUCAAUAAGCGACCUCAGCAAGACAAAGACUCCGAUGGACGACCGAACUACUACUGGGACAUAUCUCCUUUUCAGCAGCGAAUUCAUUAUGCACUCUCCAACAACCCUGCACAGCUCAGCGCUUCACCCGAAAGCCGCUUUUUCCUCCACCACUACAUCAACACAACAGCAGACGUGAUCUUCCCUCUUUCAUUAACGGGAAAUCCUCUGCGGGAAGACCUUCUCCAAUCAGCCAUGUCAAAUCCGCAUCUCCUCAACGCAUUCCUCGCAUGUGCCUGUUCCCACUAUGCUCGCCGACACGAGGACAUGCCCGUCCACAUGGAGAGGAGUAUUGCCAAGUUCACCAACGCAGCACUGAAUGGCCUAAGACGGGCGAUGCUCGACCCAAAACAAGCCGGCAAACUGGAGACUAUCAGCACUGCCCUCGCAUUAUGCACAUCAGACGUGAUCUCCGGCGAUCUAAGCACGUGGCGAAUACACCUGACGGGCGCAAACAAGUUAAUCUUAUCCGCCUUCCAAUCCUCAUCCGACGAAGACGCCAGGACCCCGAUGGAAACAUUCGUGAUCAAGUGGUAUGCGCUCCUGGACAUUUUCGCCGGGGUCUCCGGUCUACGCAAGAGCUCGAACCCCGGCGGGCGCUACUGGUCCUCCAACGAUGAUGACACCUAUAUCGACGAGUGGACAGGCUACUCGCUAGAUCUGAUCCCGAUCAUUUCGCGCAUCGGGCAGAUGGCGAGAAUCCAGCAAAAGAGAAGUCGGGUCAUGGCCGUGAAUGACAAUUCCGAGGAUGAGGAGGUUGACACGCAACUGCGAGAAGAAAGUCUGGAAGAAUUUCGAGAUAUGGAGAGUCUGAUCUAUUCACUGUAUAACCGGACUGCGCAUCCGAAUUUGGUGAAUCACCCUGAUCCAGCUACGAGGAAACGAGCGGUGGAAAUGCAAUGCAUUCACCGGGCGUUUCUAUAUACGGCCCUGCUUCACUUGUACCGUCGUGUGCAGGAGCUGCCUAAGCACCAUACCAAGGCGGUUUAUGCGGUUCAUAUGAUCAUCGAGACGAUUCAGAUGAUUCCGCGGGAAUCAUCGUCGAAUAUCUUGACGUUGUGGCCCGUCUUCACGGUCGGGUGUGAGACCGAUGAUCAGGAUCAGAGAAAUAUCAUUGAGCAGAGGAUUGCGAAAAUGGAGUCCUUCGGAAUGGGGAACGUGGAAACCGCCCGCCAGGCCAUGCAUGCAUACUGGGAGAGCGGAGCGACAGAGAGAUGGGAUAUAUUCCUGGAGAAUUAUCCACAAGACAUUGUCCUGUUCUGA
This is a messenger RNA of Penicillium odoratum, 1476 nucleotides long. RefSeq names its product fungal specific transcription factor domain-containing protein. Gene Ontology annotation, cellular component: nucleus. Gene Ontology annotation, molecular function: DNA-binding transcription factor activity; transcription cis-regulatory region binding. Lineage: Eukaryota; Fungi; Ascomycota; Eurotiomycetes; Eurotiales; Aspergillaceae. The transcript has a single exon. Bases 1 to 1476 code for a protein of 491 amino acids. The record is from RefSeq and is a predicted model, not a curated record. Gene Ontology annotation, biological process: positive regulation of transcription by RNA polymerase II.